CACGGCAUGUUUGUUGCGUGACUUUUUUGUUUGUUAAUCUAACGAGCCGGGACCCACGAAUUGCAACCACUCAACAGGUGCAAUUGUUGUUGUGCUCAUGGCCGAAGUCAAGGAUUGGCGUCCGUUUGUUUAUGGCGGCCUGGCGUCCAUAACAGCCGAGUUUGGCACAUUUCCAAUCGACACAACCAAGACCCGUCUGCAAAUUCAAGGACAGAAAAUCGAUCAAACCUUUUCGCAAUUACGAUACCGUGGCAUGACAGAUGCAUUUGUAAAGAUCUCAAGGGAGGAGGGACUCAGAGCUUUGUAUUCAGGCAUUUGGCCAGCGGUGCUGCGACAGGCCACCUAUGGAACUAUCAAGUUCGGCACCUACUACACGCUUAAGAAGCUGGCCAGCGAACGUGGCCUGCUGACCGACAAUGACGGCAGUGAGCGUGUUUGGAGCAACAUCAUUUGUGCGGCGGGAGCAGGCGCCAUUUCAUCGGCCAUUGCGAAUCCCACGGAUGUGCUUAAAGUGCGCAUGCAGGUGCACGGCAAGGGAACCGAUCAACUGGGCCUGCUUGGCUGCUUUAGGGAGAUAUACAAAUAUGAGGGCGUGCGCGGACUCUGGCGCGGCGUAGGGCCAACGGCGCAGCGAGCCGUGGUUAUUGCAUCCGUUGAGCUGCCAGUCUAUGACUUUUGCAAGCUGCAGCUAAUGAGCGCUUUUGGCGAUCAAGUUGCCAACCAUUUUGUUUCGAGUUUCAUUGCCAGCUUGGGCAGCGCUGUUGCCUCGACUCCAAUUGAUGUGAUUCGGACCCGCCUGAUGAAUCAGAGGCACGUGACAGUGCUGAACGGUGGCUUAGCCACUGCAGCUGCAUCACCAGCGAAACUUUAUAGCGGAAGUCUGGACUGUGCUGUGCAAACAAUUCGUAACGAAGGCCUCCUUGCGUUGUAUAAGGGAUUUAUACCGACUUGGGUACGCAUGGGCCCGUGGAACAUCAUAUUUUUCAUCACAUACGAGCAGCUGAAGAAAUAUUAGCAUCGCCGAGGAUUGAGAGACAUCAAGUACAAGAUGUAUUCAGCAUUCAAACCAAAAAUAUCUUUUUUUAAAUAGGAACAUAUUUGAAAUGAAAUCAAGUCAGGGAGUAGCCACGAAAGUGCCUGUUGCAUGCUGACUAUCUAAUAGCCAGAAUGGACCUCCUUUACGGACGAGUUCAUGUAGGGAAAAUGUAACAACAAUUGAAUUAAUUAGUAUAUGGCCGCGGGCAUUUAAGGUAUUCGCAUUUUAAUCAAGCUUUAUACAACCUCUAGUCUUUAAAAUGCUAUUCAGUUUCUUAUGAAAUUUCUUGUAUUUCCUGUUCUCAGCUCUAUGUUUGUAGAUCGCAUUUGGCCGAACGCAUUUAGGAACUUAUAUUGUAAUCUUAAGGAAAACUGUGACAAACACUAGUUUAAUUUAGCUCUUGCAAGUUUAGUUUGAAAUUAUAUUUUAACACUCAUUUCAUUUAUCAAAACAAUUUAUUGGAUUAGUUCGAACUUCACACGAAUCUUUGCUGUAAAUAUGUACAUUUAGUUAAAUAUAUAUAUAUUCAUAUUCGACAUACCAAACAACGAUAUGUUCACGAGAAACAAAUAAACAGAUCGAUCGAAAUCU
Drosophila novamexicana is the source of this 1627-nucleotide messenger RNA. RefSeq names its product mitochondrial uncoupling protein Bmcp (gene Bmcp). The transcript has 5 exons. Bases 98 to 1015 code for a protein of 305 amino acids. Gene Ontology annotation, biological process: transmembrane transport. Lineage: Eukaryota; Metazoa; Arthropoda; Insecta; Diptera; Drosophilidae. The record is from RefSeq and is a predicted model, not a curated record.